GCAUUAUAACCCCUCUUAGCUGGCUAUUGUUGUUUUGCUACGUACACUAUGUCAUUUGCAGAGUAGGGCCCUUCUUUUCCCGAUAUGCAUCUGCCGAGGAUACGUACAUUUACGUACUAUUUUUUAAUUACGCAGAACAACACCUCUCGUUCUCCUAGUCUCCCGUGAACAACCUCACUCAUCCUGCGCUCGACCAAGCUCGCCCAUCAUGCUGUCUCGAAGCAUAGCCUCCAUCUCCCGCAUUGCGCCCAUGCGCGCUUUGCGUCCUUCUCCUGUGUUCCGCCAAGGACUCCCAAGCCUGAUGCGCUUCUAUGCCGACAAGAUCAUCCAGGUCCCGGUGAUGGCCGAGUCUAUAUCUGAGGGCACUCUCAAGCAGUUCUCAAAAUCGAUCGGCGACUACGUCGAGGUAGACGAGGAGAUUGCCACCAUUGAGACGGACAAGAUCGAUGUGGCCGUCAACGCGACAGAAGCCGGUAUCAUCAAGGAGUUCUUCGUCAACGAGGAGGACACCGUUACAGUGGGCCAGGAUUUGGUUCGUGUUGAGCUUGGUGGCGAGAAGCCAGAGUCUUCAGGAGAGGCAGAGAAGCCCAAGGAGGAGUCUAAGCCCCAAGCUUCCGAAUCAAAACCUGCCGCCGAGCCAGAAGAGCCAAAGUCACAACCUGCGCCCAGCGAGAGCAAGAGCGAGAAACCUGCGCCGUCCCCCAAGAAGCCUGAGGAACAGCCUCAGAAGAAGAGCCAGCCCGAACCUGCCGCAUCGUCAAGCUCUCUCCCAACCCCUGGAAACCGCGAGGAACGCCGUGUCAAGAUGAACCGUAUGCGACUACGUAUUGCCGAGCGCCUCAAGCAGUCUCAGAACACUGCUGCCUCACUGACGACCUUCAACGAGGUCGACAUGUCCAACAUCAUGGAGUUCCGAAAACUUUACAAGGAGGAGACCCUGAAGAAGACUGGCGUGAAGCUGGGUUUCAUGAGCGCCUUUUCCCGUGCCGCAGUUUUGGCCAUGCGAGAUAUUCCCGGCGUCAACGCUUCCAUUGAGGGUCCCAACGGAGGCGACACCAUCGUAUACCGCGAUUAUGUCGAUAUCAGCGUUGCCGUCGCCACGGAGAAGGGUCUGGUUACCCCCGUGGUGCGAAACGUCGAGUCUAUGGACAUGAUUAGCAUCGAGAAGUCCAUUGCUGACAUGGGCAAGAAGGCUCGCGACAACAAGCUCACUAUUGAGGAUAUGGCUGGCGGUACAUUUACUAUCAGCAACGGCGGUGUCUUUGGCUCGCUGAUGGGAACGCCCAUCAUCAACCUGCCCCAGAGUGCCGUCCUGGGUCUCCACGCCGUCAAGGAUCGCGCCGUGGUUGUCAACGGAAAAGUGGAGGUUCGCCCGAUGAUGUAUCUGGCGCUUACAUAUGACCACCGUCUGCUCGAUGGAAGGGAAGCCGUCCAGUUCCUUGUCAAGAUCAAGGAGUACAUUGAAGACCCCCGGAGAAUGCUCCUGUAGAAGCUUUUCCUCCUCCCAAACAUUACACACCUUACCUAACGAUGGCGGUAAACUCUUUAAUUAGAAAAUGUUGUAGUUAAUACAAGCAUACAAGACAUGUGAAUAUAGGCUGUAUGCCGAGGCACCUUGACCCAGCA
Molecule: messenger RNA, 1626 nt
Organism: Trichoderma atroviride IMI 206040
Lineage: Eukaryota; Fungi; Ascomycota; Sordariomycetes; Hypocreales; Hypocreaceae
Biological process (GO): tricarboxylic acid cycle
Cellular component (GO): oxoglutarate dehydrogenase complex; mitochondrion
Molecular function (GO): dihydrolipoyllysine-residue succinyltransferase activity
Source: RefSeq, a predicted model, not a curated record